This is a messenger RNA of Sesamum indicum (sesame), 3388 nucleotides long. Its product is annotated as putative receptor-like protein kinase At3g47110. The record is from RefSeq and is a predicted model, not a curated record. Gene Ontology annotation, biological process: protein phosphorylation. Gene Ontology annotation, molecular function: protein binding; protein kinase activity; ATP binding. NCBI's taxonomy places the organism in Eukaryota, Viridiplantae, Streptophyta, Magnoliopsida, Lamiales, Pedaliaceae.
CACGUUGAAGGUUACCUUAAAAUGGAGAUCCCCAUCAUGAUACUCAUUCCGUUAAUAAUAUCAGCUUCUAUAUGCUGCAUGCUUCUUGAUCUUCCAUUUCCAGAGUAUGCAGCAGCAGCAGACGUACCUGGAGACGAGACUGACAAACUUGCAUUGCUUGAUUUCAAGUCCCAAAUAACCGAAGACCCGCUACAGGUCUUAGCCUCUUGGAAUGAUUCGUUGCACUUCUGCAACUGGAAUGGAGUUGCAUGUGGCUUGCAAAUCCCACCAAGAGUUACUGGUUUGAACCUGACAGGGCGAAGAUUAGCUGGAACGAUCUCGCCCCACUUGGGAAAUCUUUCUUUUGUUGGCGUUCUUGAUCUUUCACAAAAUUCAUUUCGUGGUUGGAUUCCACUAGAACUUGGUAAUCUUGGAUGGCUUCAUACCUUGAACAUGAGCUAUAAUCUCCUCGGAGGGCAAAUUCCAGCUAAUCUGUCGAACUAUUUCAGACUCAGGAACCUGGCACUGGACCAUAACCAACUGGUAGGGAUUGUUCCACCUGAACUGGGAUCAUUAUCCAGGCUCAUCACAUUGUACCUUGGAAGCAACAAUCUCACAGGUAUUGUACCUUCUUCUCUUGGAAACUUGACUUUUCUGUGGGAGCUGGAUAUGUCAUAUAACUAUUUGUACGGUGAGGUACCAAGUACGAUAUCCCAGUUGAAGCACCUACGAACUUUUAGGCUGUCGGUAAAUCAUCUUUCCGGUGAAUUUCCUCCAUCACUCUACAAUUUGACUUCACUUGAGUUCAUAUCCUUAUCUUUCAACAACCUGACGGGCCAUCUGAGGAGCAACAUUGGACUUGCUCUCCCGAAUCUCCAGAGGAUAUGGUUGGCUUAUAAUUUCUUCACUGGACCUAUUCCCGAUUCGUUUUCAAAUGCUUCAAAUCUCUAUAACAUCGACCUGAUACACAAUAACUUCACUGGAAAAGUGCCUCUGAGUUUGGCGAAACUUGAUUUACAGGUCUUAAAUAUGGGCUACAAUCUUCUUGGACAUGGUGAGCCAGAUGAUUUGGAAUUUAUCACUGCCCUGACAAACUGCAGCAACUUAAAUAUGCUGCACUUUGGGGAUAACCGGUUUGGGGGAAUAUUGCCUGUUUCACUAGCAAAUUUGUCCAUUGAGUUGAGUGAGCUCUAUUUAGAAGGGAAUUUCAUCAGUGGAAGCAUCCCAAGAGAGAUCUCAAAUCUUCGAAACUUAAACACACUAUACAUGAACUUCAAUUAUCUGAAUGGUACUAUUCCAGAUUCAUUGGGUAGUCUUCCCAACUUAGCAAGAGUGGUUUUGGCCUCUAACCAGUUGACAGGCAAAAUACCAUCUAGCUUUGGAAACAUGACUAGCCUGUUAUGGCUAUUAUUGUUCGAUAACAGGUUCGAAGGAGGGAUACCGUUAUCCUUGACAAACUGUAAGCAAAUGGUUUUCUUUUCUGUAGCUCAAAACAAUCUCACAGGGAUCCUUCCUCCAGAAAUUAUUGGUAUGCCAUCCAUUCUGUCUUUUAAUGCGUCUUACAACUCCUUCACUGGUCCCCUUCCUGAGGAAGUUGGAAACAUGAGCCGUCUUGUUGAAAUUGAUCUUUCUUACAACAAAUUUUCUGGUCAGAUUCCAGACAGUAUAGGCAACUGUUUGGGCCUCAACAUAAUCUUCUUGCAAGCCAAUUCAUUUCAAGGGACAAUUCCAAAUUUAGCUCGCCUGAGUACCCUUAGUUAUUUGGACCUUUCAAGCAACAACCUUUCAGGACGUAUUCCAGAUUUCUUGGCUACUCUGCCCUCUUUGUUGUAUCUCAACCUCUCUUUCAAUAACCUGGAGGGUGAGGUACCUUCAGAAGGAGUAUUCUUGAAUGCCAGCGCAACAGAUAUUCAUGAAAAUCCCAAGCUUUGUGGUCGAAUCACAGAGUUGAAUCUCACAAGAUGCCCUGAGCAAGAACCUCCAAGAACCCAGCGAAAACAUGGACGAAAAGCUCUCAAACUAAUCUUGGCAAUUGUCCUACCUGUAUCAUUUGCAACCCUGUGUUUGUUUCUUCUUCUGAUUUGCUGGGUACAGAAGAGAAGGAAGGUGCCAAGAAUAUUGUCAUCAUCCAGAUCCUUGACCUUCUUCCCCAAGAUUUCCUAUGAAGAAUUGCUGAAUGCUACUGAUGGAUUCUCAUCAGGAAACUUGAUCGGUUCUGGCAGUUUUGGGACCGUUUACAAGGGCACGCUCAGCUCAGACGAAACAUUAGUAGCAGUAAAGGUUCUCAAUCUCAGACAGAAAGGAGCUUUCAAAAGCUUCAUAGCAGAAUGCCAAGCCUUGAGGAAUAUCCGGCACAACAAUCUUGUCAAGGUUAUAACUGCCUGUUCUAGUACUGAUUUUCAUGGCAACGAUUUUAAAGCUCUCGUAUAUCAGUUUAUGUCUAAUGGGAGCUUAGACAAAUGGUUGCAUCCAGAAGAAGAGAGACAAUGGCAUAAUCAUUUAAACAUUCUUCAAAGGAUUGACAUUGCAACCGAUGUAGCUGCUGCUUUGAAUUAUCUCCACCACCAAUGCCAAACACCGGUGAUCCACUGUGAUCUAAAACCUCAAAAUGUUCUUCUUGAUCACAACUUGACUGCCCAUGUAGGUGAUUUCGGUUUGGCUCGUCUCCUUCCUAAGUUCAACGUGAAAGAAAAUGCAAACCAGUUCAGCUCACUUGGUAUCAAGGGAACCAUUGGAUAUGCAGCUCCAGAGUAUGGCAUGGGAGUAAAGCCAUCCAUUCUCGGAGAUGUUUACAGUUUUGGGAUACUCUUGCUGGAGAUUUUCACUGGAAAAAGACCAACAGACAAUUUAUUUACCGAAAACUUGAGUCUGCACCUUUUCGUGAAAAUGGCAGUACCAGAAAGGGUCACCGAGAUUCUUGACAAAUCAGCUUUGUGUGAAGAAGUAACAGGAAAUGCUGAAACGUGGAAGGAAGGUUGGAGCUAUUUAACAAGUGAACAGCGGGAGAACUUGAUUUACAUUCUGAAAAUAGGAGUUGCAUGUUCAUCCGAAUCACCACAAGACAGGAUGACCAUGCGUCAAGUCUAUCAAGAAUUGUCAAUGAUCAGAGACACGUUUGUUGACAAUGAAAUGAAGGAAGUGCAGAAGAAGACACUGAGCAGCAGGUCCAUAGAGUUUGUUGAUGCAGUUUGAAAGUGGAAGGGAAGAGUCAAAUCUGAAGCAUUUUCUCCAUCCAUUCUUGAUCUGUAUUGUUAUUGUAGUAUAAUGAUUGUAGUUUUUAGGUAAAUAGUGCCCACUUAUAAGUGCUGUAAAAUAGAAGAAAAACUAUGUUAUGUUAAAAAUGCUCAUCUCUGUCACAUCUUAAUAAGAGCAUGUGAAAUAUUUGGUGUCACAGUAUUCUUCCUGUAAA